UGAUGCAAAAGAAUCAUGAACGUUAUUUGUAUUACCACCGCGAUUUAAGAUAUUAUUUACAUCAUUAGAUGCCUUUAACACUGGAGUGAUGUCUCCAUCUUACAGAUUUCUUGGUGAUCGCUAUGCACAAUGCAACCACAGAGCCCUCUCUUGUCUAUGCAAUGCAACGCUUGACGCUUUUCAUUUAUUGCUAAUACGUGGUACGGAAAUAAACCACCUCACCAUCAAUGUGCCGGCGCGCUGUGAUCGCAAAAAAUCGUGUCGGCUGUGUAGUAGCGGGAUUGAGCAUUGAAAUUGUGAAAUGGUAAAUUAUAUCAGUUUCUGUGACUGUUAUUUUUGUUGUUAGUAUUGGUUGUAAACAUACGUGUUGACUGUAAGGCCGUUUCGAGGCUGCUAUUUUGAUGUGAAUAGUUUCUUCAAAUUGCCGGCGUGUCUCUGAUUCAGUACAAAUUUUUAGUUAAACAUCGCCAGAAUGCAUUUCGUUUCCUGUAUUCACCCCAAAAUUAUAUUUUGGGUCGACUUCCAUCGACCUGCAAGGUCACGAACGAUGCUGUCCAACAAAGGUUCUACAGCAACCCUGCAAGAAGACCCAACUUCUUCUCCCAGUUCCUGGAAAACAUCAAGCAGGAAAUGGCCAAGAAUAAAGAGAUGAAGGAAAGGCAAAUCACAGAGGAACUGGGGAAAUCAGCACGAGGGGCGGCGGAGCGAGUGACUGAGACAAGUCAGAAGUUGGGUCAGUCUGGCGCAUUUCAGACACUCUCCCAGACAGCCAAGGUGGUGAAGAAGGAGUUGGACACUACGAGCAUGGAUGCCAAAGUGUACCGACCUCCAGCACGGCUGCGGAAACGAGUGGAAACAUUGGAAGAGGACAGUCGUGUCCUGCAACCAAACACUGAAGCAACUGGUGUGGAGCUUCACAAGGACUCGAGAUUCUACCAAAGUUGGCAGAACUUUAAGGAAAACAAUCCGUAUGUUAAUAAAGUCUUAGACUGGAAGACACAAUAUGAUGAGAGCGAUAACCCUGUUAUCCGAGCUUCAAGGAUGCUUACAGACAAAGUGUCAGACAUCAUGGGAGGCCUGUUCCAGAAAACUGAGCUUUCUGAAACAAUGACAGAACUGUGUUCAUUGGACCCAAGCUUCGACAAAGUUCAGUUCCUCAGGCAGUGUGAGACUGACAUCAUCCCCAACAUUUUGGAAGCCAUUGUGCGUGGGGACUUGGAAAUCUUGCGAGAUUGGUGCCACGAUGCACCAUACAACAUCUUGUCAACACCCUUACGUCAAGCCAUUUCCUUGGGGUACAAGUUUGAUUCGAAAGUAAUCGACAUCGACAAUGUUGAUUUAGCAAUGGGAAAAGUAAUGGAACAGGGACCUGUUCUUAUUAUUAGUUUUACUUCUCAGCAAAUCCUGUGUUUGAGAGACAAGAAUGAAAAUGUUGUGGAAGGUGAUCCAGAAAAGAUUUUGCGUGUUAAUUAUGUUUGGGUACUCUGCAGAGACAGGAGUGAAAUGAAUCCAAGAGCCGCAUGGAGACUUUUAGAUUUGUCAGCGACGAGUACAGAACAGUUUGUGUGAGGACAGUGUUACUUAGGAAAUGGUUAGUGGAACUAGAACAUCCAGAAUGUUCUUCCACUCUGUGAUGUAAAUAUCUUGUAAGAAGUUGUUUCUUUUUAGGAAAAGACUAGCACAGUUUUUUGUAUGUGAUUAUCAUUGUUUCUGUAUUGUAUAUUUCUUUCCAAUUAUUUAAAUAUACCUAUUGUUGGAAAACAAGGUUCAUAAUUCUUUGAGCCAGACUGUUUCUGAAGUAGGAAGACUGUAUACUCAGUGCAUUGUUUUAAAUCAUAAGAUGCAUAUUUAAAUACUGAACUGGUCAUGAAUACUGUAUUUGCUUGUGUAUAAG
Molecule: messenger RNA, 1894 nt
Organism: Gryllus bimaculatus (two-spotted cricket)
Lineage: Eukaryota; Metazoa; Arthropoda; Insecta; Orthoptera; Gryllidae
Source: the annotation of a GenBank genome assembly